Molecule: messenger RNA, 1071 nt
Organism: Tarenaya hassleriana
Lineage: Eukaryota; Viridiplantae; Streptophyta; Magnoliopsida; Brassicales; Cleomaceae
Product: red chlorophyll catabolite reductase, chloroplastic
Exons: 2
Coding region: 40-978 (312 amino acids)
Biological process (GO): chlorophyll catabolic process
Cellular component (GO): chloroplast
Molecular function (GO): red chlorophyll catabolite reductase activity
Source: RefSeq, a predicted model, not a curated record
CGUUUCAAAGCAAAGUUGGAUUUGAGAAAAGAAAAAAGGAUGGCUGUGACGUUUUCCCACUCUUUACACUCCUCGACUCUGUCGCUGUUACCUUCGCCUUCUCCUCUCCCGCGGUCGCCAUUGACGAAGCCGGUUCGAGCUCAACUCAAGCCGAUGGACCACCACGAUGAUCUCCGCCGGAAAUUCAUGGAGUUCCCUCACGUUUCGUCCGCGCGCCGCCGCCUCAUGACGGAUCUCAUGUCGACGAUGGAGGACCGCCUCGGGUCGAAGCUCCUCCCCUGUACCCUUCCUCCCGAUGUUCGGUACUUCCAGAACCAGGGCGGGAACGCUGAAGCCUCUCUAUACAUCAGAUCCGGCGAGAUUUCCUCUCCGAUCGACUUCAUCUUAGGAAGCUGGAUACACUGUAAGCUGCCGACAGGGGCAUCACUCAACAUAACAAGCAUGUCGGGCUACCUCAACUCAUCAACCGAAGCUCCAAACUUUGUGAUAGAACUCAUCCAGAACAGCCCCACUUCUCUGGUCAUCAUACUGGACCUCCCCCACCGCAAGGACCUCGUCCUCUAUCCAGACUACCUCAAAACAUUCUACGAAGACACUCGCCUCGAUUCCCACCGGCAAUCUCUCCUCAAUCUUGCCGAAGUCAAUCCAUACACUUCGCCAUCUCUCUUCGUCCGGUCCGCCUUCUCUCCAGCCGCUGCGAUUCUGGCGGUGGAGGCAGAGGAGGGGCGGAUGGACGAGAUUCUGAGGGAUCAUGUGAGAUCAGCCGCCUUGGAAGUAAUGGGGAUAUGGCUGGAUCGGUGCGUGGAGGGAGAAGGGAGAGAGGUGGGAGAAAAGGAGAAGGAGGAGUUGGAGAGAAGAGACAAGAGCUUCAGAAGGAAAACCAUUGAGGUUGAUCUCGCUUCGAGCUUUCCGAUGAUGUUUGGUGAGCAAUUAGCAACUCGAGCGUUGAGCUUCAUCAGGGACGCUUUCCAUGUCUAGUUCUGUAGUUGUAUCCAGGGCUCAGCAUUUCGGUUCGGUUUUCUAUAACUGGACCCAUCUAACCCGAAAAAUAAUAUCUGAAUUCGAGAUGAA